Penicillium crustosum is the source of this 1281-nucleotide messenger RNA. RefSeq lists its product as uncharacterized. Lineage: Eukaryota; Fungi; Ascomycota; Eurotiomycetes; Eurotiales; Aspergillaceae. The coding region runs from base 1 to 1281 and encodes 426 amino acids. The record is from RefSeq and is a predicted model, not a curated record. The transcript has 2 exons.
AUGACUCGGACACAUUUGCCUGGACCCGACGUCGCUUCACAGCCCAAAAUUGAGAUUCAGCUGGUCGGCCAGCAACCUCGCAUUGUCAACUCAUAUACCACUGGCGACCAAAUCGAUGGUACUGUCAUCAUCACCGUUGAACAAGAAACGCCUUUAGACGAUGUUCAAAUCGUGCUGCAAGGCUCAUCACACACGACCAUCAAUCACGUUCCGUGUGGCUGCAUAGAGUCAGAGCAUAUUUUUCUCGAGCUCCGCCAAACAAUUGAGGAGACUGAGUAUCUGCUCCCAGAGGUUCUAUAUCCUGCUUGCUCAUACUUGUUUCCUUUCGCAUUCGUUGUGCCAGGUCGUUUGCUACCACAGGCCUGUACGCACUCACUGACAAACCCCCACGUUCACCGUGCACACACUAUGCUUCCACCGACUUUAGGUGACCCUAUGCUAUCUAGUGAUGGUCAAACCUUGUUGGAUGAUAUGGCUUCCGACAUGAGCCGAAUUUCGUACAUUAUUGGCGUUGCUGUACUAAGGAAGUCCUCAACGGAUCACCGCCAGCUCGAAUAUUUGGCAACCCAUGCCAAAAAGGUGCGCAUCAUUCCAAUCGUGGAAGAAGAACCGCCUAUCAAUGUUGUCGAUCAUCCCUACUACUGCACGAGCAAAGUAAAGACUGGACGACAUGGACCCCUGCGGACCAAACUGGGCCGGCUUCUCGCUUCCUCGUCGCAACCCAAGCCAAUCCGCUUACUCCCUCCAGGUUAUUCCGGUGAUAAGGUGAGCACUGUAGCCAUAGUACAGCUCCGAUUUGACCCAGUGGGUAACGAGCAGCCCCCUCGACUUGGAUCAAUUACCAGCAAGCUUAAGGCGAGCACUUUCUAUGGCGCAACUCCUUGGGCGGAUUUCCCUUGCCAGUCCGGUGCGAUAUUAUCCGGGCAAGGCGGCCAGUGUGUAUUCACUAAGUCUAUCCCGCUGUUGACGAUGUGUGUUUCCUCAGCCGAAUGGGAGAAGCACUCAGCAUCAUCUGACUCUGACCGCCCCAACUCAAUACACCUUGUCACUUCCCGAAACUCGGACGACCCAUCGGUAUCAUUCUGCAAGGACGAGUAUUAUACCACCUCGGUCAUCGUCCCUAUCACCAUCCCUAACUCUAAGACCUUUGUGUCAACCUUCCACUCCUGCCUAAUAUCCCGAACCUAUUCACUGGAUCUCUCGUUGACCUACCAUACUCCUGGCAUGAAAAUUCUGAAACCAACUAUCUCCCUCUGUGUGCCAAUCCAGAUCAUUACCUAG